Mucor mucedo is the source of this 355-nucleotide messenger RNA. RefSeq lists its product as uncharacterized. The transcript has a single exon. Lineage: Eukaryota; Fungi; Mucoromycota; Mucoromycetes; Mucorales; Mucoraceae. The coding region runs from base 78 to 332 and encodes 84 amino acids. The record is from RefSeq and is a predicted model, not a curated record.
ACUAUUCAUAUUUAGUUUAAAGUGCCCAGAAGAUCAUCCGAGCAAAUCUCUCAUAAUAGACCCAGGUGAUUUAAGCUAUGUUGAAUACGGUGUCUUUACUAAGUAAGGAAGAACUCCAUAAAAUCCUUAAAUUUGAAGAGAAGAAGCUCCCUUUGCCUCCAUUACAUGUGGUGAAACUUAUGGACAAAUACAAUCUCAAAACCACCACGGAUAUCCGUUCAGCUUUGAAGAGAAAUCACAUUCUUAAAUAUAACCCAGAUAAAUACAUAGAUUGGAUCAUUUACACAGUAUACGGUUUAUUACGCGAAUACGAAAUUGGGAAUAAUUUUUGAUGUGUCUGGUGCAAUCACGACGA